AUGGAUUUUUCAAGCGGAUUAAGUACACUUUCCAAUAUUCAAGAUUUGCAAAAAUACAAACACUUGCUUGACUUGCCCAUCCUCAACAGUUUGUCUACGGAACAAAAACUUAAAGUUGUGCAAAAGGCAAUGCAGUUUAAAGAUUUGAGACUGUUUCUUGAUACAAAGGAAAGCAAGGCAAGUGAUGAAAAGGAUGAAGGAGAAAAACAAGAGGAACACGAAGCCAAAAAGAAAACAGAGGAGAUAAAGAAGGAUGGAGAUUUCGAUCUUGUCUCUGAAGUGUUCAAGUUUAUCAAUUGA
Molecule: messenger RNA, 300 nt
Organism: Lodderomyces elongisporus
Lineage: Eukaryota; Fungi; Ascomycota; Pichiomycetes; Serinales; Debaryomycetaceae
Exons: 1
Coding region: 1-300 (99 amino acids)
Source: RefSeq, a predicted model, not a curated record